UUAAAAUUUUUCAUCGGUUUCUUUACUGUUACAUUGAUGUUGUUAGGUUUGUCGCCAAAUACACUAUCCCUGCGCCAACGCCGUUUUUACACUUCGUACAUAAUGACAGUAUAUUCGCUGGUCAUAACACUGGUGUUUACAAUAUCUUAUGGUCACGAUGUCAUUAACGACUUACGAACAGGCCAGUUCGAUUUGAAAAAUGCAGUUAAAUUGUAUAGUUAUAUGAAUAUUUUAGCGAGCAUUAUAAGCUACUUAACCGCCCUCUUUCUAACAAGGAUUUGGGCGCAAUCUCUGAAUGGCGUCGCAUUGUUUGAGACUAUGCACUUCUUUGAUGUGAGUGCAAGGAUGGUAGUGAGUUCCAAUAGACUAGUAUUUCUUAAAAGUUUAUUAAUACCCAUUAUGCAAGAAGUGACUUUGAUACUGCAACAAAUGUAUAAUGAACCGGACAAGAAUCUUAUGUGGACUUUAUAUACUCUUCUGCCAAUGAUAGUGUCACAAAUGUUUCCCAACAUCUUUUUUGGGACUUUGGUAAUUAGCAAAAUGCUUGUGACAACAUUAAAUGAACAUUUAGGCGAAGUUGUCAAUGAAGUCAAUUGCUUGCAGACCGCCUUGCAGAUGAGUUUACACAAGCCAUUCUAUCGCAUGCAACGUUUCUGUGAACUAGCUGACCGUUUGGAUUUACUUGCACAAAAAUACAAAAUUAUUUGCGAGCAGACAACAAAACAUUUGCAGUUACAUUCUGUUCCACUAAUUUGCUCUUUGAUGUGCAAUUUAUGUGGCAUCACAGCUAGUUGCUUUACGCAGUAUUUAGCAAUUGCCGAUACAUUGGUUAACAAUGAGCCUUAUAACGUUUUCAAUGCUUUAACAAAUGCAGUUUUUCUGGUGAUAUCGGUGUUCGAGGUGUUAUUGCAAGCGCAGAUCUGCGAUGAAAACCGGCUGAAGGUGCAGGAGACAGGGUUGAUUCUUCAACGCAUUAGCCUUACACAUGCAGACGUGCGAUUCAAGCAAUCGGUAGAAGAAUUUUCUUUGCUUGUUCUUGUAAUCAAAUAUAAAAUUCAGCCCCUCGGCCUCUUAGAAAUAAAUAUUUCUCUUUUCCAAGAUGUAAGUUUAUAUGAAGGUUCUAUCGGCGGUAACGGGCUUUCUACUCAUAUUCGUACAAAGCGAUCUUACGUUGCGCUUUUCAUUGAAGUAAAAAGCAAUAGAUAUACUACAUACAUAUGUGUAAACAUUGCGUGAAAUAUUUUGUUUGCAUACCUGACUGAACUGCAUGAGGUUAUCCGACUAUAAAGUAACAAAAAAAAAAGGUUAUCAGCAUACAACUAAUUAAGCGAUUGUAAUCAUUUAGUCAACUUACAUUAAGCCCUUGCAGGUAUGAAUACGGCUCAUCACUUGGUCUGCAAAAUAUAACAAAAGUAAGAUAUUGUUCAAGGUCGACAUGCGCACAUUCACACUUACAAAAGAUCCUCU
Messenger RNA from Rhagoletis pomonella (apple maggot), 1467 nucleotides. It is a transcript of the gene Gr94a, whose product is annotated as putative gustatory receptor 97a. The coding region runs from base 37 to 1236 and encodes 399 amino acids. The record is from RefSeq and is a predicted model, not a curated record. Lineage: Eukaryota; Metazoa; Arthropoda; Insecta; Diptera; Tephritidae. The transcript has 3 exons. Gene Ontology annotation, cellular component: membrane. Gene Ontology annotation, biological process: sensory perception of taste.